This is a messenger RNA of Cordyceps fumosorosea ARSEF 2679, 1068 nucleotides long. Its product is annotated as Fatty acid hydroxylase. NCBI's taxonomy places the organism in Eukaryota, Fungi, Ascomycota, Sordariomycetes, Hypocreales, Cordycipitaceae. Gene Ontology annotation, biological process: ergosterol biosynthetic process. Gene Ontology annotation, molecular function: C-4 methylsterol oxidase activity; iron ion binding. The transcript has a single exon. The coding region runs from base 1 to 1068 and encodes 355 amino acids. The record is from RefSeq and is a predicted model, not a curated record.
AUGUCGACGCAUCCCAACCCGCAGGACUCGAUGAAGUCAACCUGGCUCCGAGGCGACCGGGGCCAGUGGCGGUGGUCGCACCGCAUCCUCGCUACGCAGCUCUCCAGCUACCCGGAGCUCGAGAAGGACAUACCGGUCCACGCCAAGACGUCGCCGAUGCCGUACCUCGCCGGCUGGACGCCGCACGCGUUCGUGCUCCUCACCGCGCUCAGCACCAUGGCCUUGCACCAGGCGGUGCUCUUCGCCACCGGGCAGCGCGCGCUGUCUGCCUGGCUCGUGUUCGGCCUGUACACGGCGUCGGCGCUCAACAUGCUCGGGAGGCUGACCACGGCGCUGCGGCGCCUCGGCAAGGCGCACGGCUUCCUGGACGGCGCGCACGCGCGCGACAGCGUGCCGGACGUCGGCGUCGACCGCGUCGCCGUCUCCCUCGGCAAGCUGAUGCUCGGCCGGCCCGGCCUCACCGUGCUGCUCGCCUACCAGGGCGCCGCCACGGGGUCGCCGCUGGAGGCGUUGGCGCGGCCGGAGUGGUGGGCGUGGAUGCUGGUGCACGUCGGCGCGUACACGCUGGCGCUCGACUUCUUCUUCUACUGGUACCACCGCGCGAUGCACGACGUGCCGGCGCUGUGGCGCUUCCACCGCCGGCACCACCUGACCAAGCACCCGAGCGCGCUGCUGACGGGCUACGCGGACGACGCGCAGGAGAUGGGCGACAUUGUCGUGAUGCCGCUGCUGGCGUUUUUCACGCUGCGCGCGGUGUUUGGGCCGGAGCGGUUCGACUUUUACCACUGGUGGGUGUGUCAGACGUACGUCAUGUUUACGGAGUCGGUUGGGCACUGCGGCGUGCGGAUGCUGGCGUCGGCGCCGUCGACGUGGGGAUGGUUGUGGGAUCGGCUGGGCGUGUCGCUGGCGAUUGAGGAUCAUGAUUUGCAUCAUCGGCGAGGGAGCAGGAAGAGCUUCAACUACGGCAAGCAGACGCUCGUCUGGGACCACGUGUUUGGCACAGUGUACCCACGCGAGGAGUCUCACAACGUGGAUUGGACGAGGCCGGUGUACUUUCCCUUAUUUUAG